CUCCUCCGAGCGAGGGAGGUGUGAGGAGCGGCGGCCUCCGGGAUUGGCCGGGCCGGGCCAGGGGGAGCGUCUUGGCUGCCAGGUUGGGUUCCAGGGCGCUGGCGGGGCUGGAGGGGAUAGCCCGUGGGACCGGGGCUGUCCGAGCUUGGUGAGCCGGGGGCCUGUGCUCCUCUACACAACCUGGGCUUUCUGGAGGGUCCUACCCCGGUCCCCUACCCCCGGUCCCCAUCCCCCGUCCCCAUCCCCCGUCCUCAGCUCCCUGCCCCUCCUUCUUUUCCCUGUUCCCAGCGCUCUGCACCUGUUCCCACCUGUCUCUGUCCCUACCCGCCCCCCCCGCCCCUGUUCUCUGUCCCUGGUCCCCCGCCCCCGUUCUCUGUCCCUAGUCCCGGUCCCAUAUUCUCUGUCUCUAGCCGUCCGCCCCCUAUUCUCUGUCCCUGGUCCCCCGCCGCCUGUUCUCUGUCCCUAGCCCCUCCCCUGUUCUGUUCCUAGUCCCCCGCCCCCUCUUCUGGGUCCCUAGCCCCCCGCUCCCGUUUUCUGUCCCUAGCCCGCGCUGCCUGCCAGGUAUAGCCACUUCGUGUGGCCAGCUCCCCUCCCCCUGCCCGGGCCCCGGCGGCAAGUGACCCGCGCUCUGGCUGUCUCGGUCCGAGCCCAUGCCCCGACCUCAGGCGUAGCUGCUCCUUCCUCCGAACAUGGAGACCCCGCCAGUGGCCAGCGGGGCCGUAUCCGUGUCUGUGUCCCCGGCCAUGGACCUUGUACUGGGCGCUUCAGCCUGUUGCUUGGCCUGUGUCUUCACCAACCCCUUGGAAGUCGUCAAGACACGGCUGCAGUUACAGGGCGAACUGCAGGCCAGGGGCACGUACGCCCGGCCCUACCGGGGGAUCCUGCAGGCUGUGGGCACCGUGGUCCGGGCGGACGGGCUCUGGGGGCUGCAGAAGGGGCUGGGAGCUGCCCUGCUCUACCAGGGCGUCAUGAAUGGCGUCCGGUUCUACUGCUACUCGCUGGCCCUGGAAGUUGGCUUCACCCACUACCACGGGGGCACCGUGGCCGCCGGGGCACUGGCGGGAGCGCUCGGAGCCUUCGUGGGAAGCCCGGCGUACCUGGUCAAAACACAGCUGCAGGCAAAGACAAAGGCUCCCCUGGCUGUUGGCCAUCAGCACCAGCAUAAGACUGUCCUCAGUGCCCUGGAAACCAUCUGGCGACAGCAAGGCAUCUCAGGUCUGUGGCGAGGGGUUAGCGGGGCCGUGCCUAGGGUCAUGGUAGGAUCAGCUGCCCAACUGGCCACCUUCGCUUCGGCCAAAACGUGGGUACAGGACCAUCAGUGGUUCCAGAAGGACAGCUGGCUUGUGGCUCUGGCUGGGGGCAUGAUCAGCAGUGUGGCAGUAGUCACUGUGAUGACGCCAUUUGAUGUGGUCAGCACUCGCUUGUACAAUCAGCCCGUGGACCCAGCGGGAAGGUCCAGUCCUACUGUCCAAUGGUAAGACCUGAGAGUCUCAUUCCCAGCAGAUCUGGAUUCACCCUGGAUGGUGAAUUCUUUUGGCCAGAACAACCCAGGACCCUCUCCCCUCUCCUUAGACUUAAUGAAUAUUAAUUAAAUCCUUAUCAAGUGCCAGGCCUUGUACUCUGAGCUGGGGUCUAAUCAACAAACGAUUACUAAAUGCUUUUGUGACAGGUACAGUGCUAGGGCUACAAAAAUAAGGAAGUGAAAUGAUUCAUGAGUUUACAUUGUAACAAAAGAAGACCACACACAAAGAAGGAGGAGGUAGAAUUUGGAACUGGUCCAGAAGUGUCAUGGAGGCCUACAUUUGGGAAUGAUAAGAUGAACAUUCGCUCAUCACAGUUCAGGGUCCCACAAGACAAGACUCCUACUUCUGGUAGAAGGAGAACCAGUGUGUGGUAGCAUAGUCAAGAAAAGCCGGGGAGUGAUAUAACAGAUAUGACCAAGGUCCUGCUCUCAUGGAGCUUACGUUCGGUUGGGAAGGAAAUAUAGGUUAUGACCAAAGUCCUGUCCUUAUGGAGUUUACAUUCUGUUGGGCUGGAAACAUACAAAUGACCAGAUCCUGCCAUCAUGGAGUUUAUAUUCUGUUGGGCUGGAAACAUACACAUAACCAAGGUCCUGCCCUCAGGAAGCUUAUAUUCUGUUGGGCUGGAAACAUACAAAUGACCAGAUCCUGCCAUCAUGGAGUUUAUAUUCUGUUGGGCUGGAAACCUACAAAUAACCACAUCCUGCCAUCAUAGAGUUUAUAUUCUGUUGGGAUGGAAACCUACAAAUGACCAAGGUCCUGCCCUCAUAGGGCUUAUAUUCUUUUGGGCUGGAAACAUACAAAUGAUCAAGGCCAUGCCUCCAAAGAGUUUACAUUCUGUUUGGAUGGAAAUAUACAUAUGACCAAGGUCCUGCCUUCAAGGAGUUUCCAUUCUUUUGGGAUUCAAAGAUACAAAUGACCUCAAGGAGCUUACAAUCUAAUAACAGCUGAAUCUUUAUGUAACAAUUUAUGGAUAUGACUUCCUUGGAUCUUCACAAACAGCCCUGUGAGGUAGACAGGACAGCACCUACGUUAGCCUCAUUUUACAUUUAUGGAGAAACUGACGCCCAAAGAUUAAACUGUCUUUUCCAAGGUAUCACAAGGAUAAUAAGUAGUACCUGAGCUGAGAUUCAAAUUCAGGCCUUCUGGUAUUGUUUUUUUCUGGGGGAAAGGAGGAGUUGACAUGUCAAGGAGAAUGAAAUAGGACAUGCAAAGGAGAGGCCCCAGUUAGGAAAUAGGGAGAGAGAAGCCACUUUCCUGAAGGAUGGGAAAUCAAAGGAGGCUUAAUGGAGAAUCUAGCCCCUGAGUUUGACCUUGAAGAGAGGGAGAGACUUCAGGAAGCAGAAUGGGAAAGAAGAUUCUGUUCUAACCACACAGAGGAAAGAGAGAGUGAGAACCAGGAUGGAGGUUUAUCUCAUUGCCUAGAAUGGAGAAUGACUCAUGUGAAGACCGCGUAUUUUAAAAUCAGCCGGAGCCAGGAAUUCAGGUUAG
This is a messenger RNA of Sarcophilus harrisii (Tasmanian devil), 3011 nucleotides long. RefSeq names its product solute carrier family 25 member 34 (gene SLC25A34). The transcript is spliced from 5 exons. Lineage: Eukaryota; Metazoa; Chordata; Mammalia; Dasyuromorphia; Dasyuridae. Bases 690 to 1478 code for a protein of 262 amino acids. The record is from RefSeq and is a predicted model, not a curated record.